This is a messenger RNA of Electrophorus electricus (electric eel), 3399 nucleotides long. The record is from RefSeq and is a predicted model, not a curated record. NCBI's taxonomy places the organism in Eukaryota, Metazoa, Chordata, Actinopteri, Gymnotiformes, Gymnotidae.
UGUGAAGAUGCGUAGGUUUGCCUACUGUAAGGUGAUCCUGGCUACUUCGCUGGUCUGGGUCAUGUUGGACAUGUUCAUUCUCCUUUACUUCAGCGAAUGCAACAAGUGUGAUGACAAGAAGGAGAGAGGACUGCCAGGGAGGGAUGAGGUGGUACCGAGGCCUCAUGAUGGGCCAGGUGAAAUGGGGAAGCCAGUAGUGAUCCCCAAAGAGCAGCAGGAGAAGAUGAAAGAGAUGUUUAAGAUCAACCAGUUCAACCUGAUGGCCAGCGAGAUGAUCGCUCUCAACCGGACCCUGCCCGACGUCCGGCUCGAAGGGUGUAAGACGAAGGUGUAUCCGGAUGAUCUGCCUCGCACCAGCGUUGUCAUCGUGUUCCAUAAUGAGGCCUGGACGACUCUCCUCCGGACAGUGCACAGUGUUGUGCAGCGCUCACCACGCAACCUGCUGGAGGAGGUGGUGCUAGUGGAUGACGCCAGCGAGAGAGACUUCCUGAAGCGGCCACUGGAGCAGUAUGUGCGGAGGAUGGAGGUCCCAGUGCGGGUCGUGCGGAUGGAACAGCGCUCUGGUCUGAUUCGUGCUCGGCUAAAGGGCGCGGCACUCUCCACCGGUCAGGUGAUCACUUUCCUAGAUGCCCACUGCGAGUGCACUGUGGGCUGGCUGGAGCCUCUGCUCGCUCGCAUCAAACAUGACAGGAAAACCGUAGUGUGUCCCAUCAUUGACGUGAUCAGUGAUGACACAUUUGAGUACAUGGCUGGGUCAGAUAUGACCUACGGGGGCUUUAAUUGGAAACUGAACUUCCGCUGGUACCCAGUACCUCAGCGAGAGAUGGACCGCAGAAAAGGGGACCGUACGCUGCCCGUCAGAACUCCUACCAUGGCGGGGGGACUGUUCUCCAUAGACAGAGACUACUUCCAGGAGAUUGGGACGUAUGAUGCAGGCAUGGACAUCUGGGGAGGGGAGAACCUGGAGAUCUCCUUCAGGAUCUGGCAGUGUGGCGGGACCCUUGAGAUUGUUACUUGUUCUCACGUGGGUCACGUGUUCCGUAAAGCCACGCCGUACACGUUCCCCGGGGGCACGGGCCAGAUCAUCAACAAGAACAACAGACGCCUGGCAGAGGUCUGGAUGGAUGAGUUCAAGAACUUCUUUUACAUCAUCUCCCCUGGUGUGACGAAGGUGGAUUAUGGUGAUAUCUCGUCCAGGACAGCUCUGAGACAGAAGCUGCAAUGUAAACCUUUCUCCUGGUACCUGGAAAGCAUCUACCCUGACUCCCAGAUCCCACGCCACUAUUACUCACUGGGAGAGAUUCGUAAUGUGGAGACCAACCAAUGUUUGGAUAAUAUGGCCAGGAAGGAGAAUGAGAAAGUAGGAAUCUUCAACUGUCAUGGAAUGGGAGGCAAUCAAGUGUUCUCCUAUACAGCCAAUCAGGAGAUCCGUACAGAUGACCUGUGUCUGGAUGUGUCCAGACUCAAUGGGCCAGUUAUGAUGCUCAAGUGCCACCAUCUGAAAGGCAACCAGCUCUGGGAGUACGACCCUUUGAAGCUGAGCCUGGUGCAUGUGAACAGUAACCAGUGCUUGGACAAGGCUUCCGAAGACGACAGCCAGGUGCCCAGCGUGAGGGACUGCACAGGCAGCCGCUCCCAGCAGUGGCUUCUCCGCAACGUCACGCUGCCCGAGAUCUUCUGAGUGCGCACGCGCGCGCACACAGGGACCGUCCGAGAGGCGCAGGGGCGGGCUCUCCUCCCCGGAGCUCCUCGACACGGAGGGAGAGGGGGGCGGAGAGAGAAGGGAGGAGGAGCUGCUGGGUCAUCUCUGUACUCCUCUUUCACUUUCUGGAGGUGUGGCUUUGAGGCGGCGCCAAAAUCACAGAAGUACAUAUGUAAAUGAAUCUCCCCAUCACUCCAUUUUGCUGAGAGGACGAAUGAAAUGGAAAGAGUGAGUGGGAGAGAAGGAGAGUGGGAGACUCUGCCUCGUGUGCAAAGGAACCUCAGGCUUGUACCACCAUCUUGCUCAGUGGAGCAGGGGGCGGUGUUACAUGUUGGAGCAGAGGGAGGGGUUUAGAUGUUUACAAGGUUGCCUCUCUUAGAAUAUCAGAUUGUGUGCGUGUGCGUGUUUGUUAGUGAGAGACAGAAAAAAAUGUUUGCAUGUGUGCAGGUGGUUACACAUAAGAGUUUCACCUUUGUGUUUGUGUGUGCGUGGUUUUUUUUUUUAUUUAAUACUUUAUGGAAGUAGUGAGCACAUACAGAUGAAACUCUUUGUGUACGUUUUGUGUGUGUGCGUGUGUGCGUGCGUGCGUGCGUGCAUGCAUGUACUACACAUAUCAGGAUGGAUUUUCAUGCAUCUUCGGACACUUCGGUGGUCUGCUCACUGAUUGGCCCAGCUCAGCAGCAUGGGUUCCCCAUACUGGUUAGCCUCAUUUUUCAUAAAACCCUCAAAGAACAGCUGGCCCAAAGAAAGAAAAUCAGUUAAUAUCACCAUGGUAAUGAUCAACAAUCACCAAUCAAUGAAUGGGGUGACUUCAACAGGUUGUCCUUAGUGAACCCAAAACGCAUUUCAUAUAUUCACGUUUUAUGUAGGACUUUUUGUUCAGUUGCUUUUGUUGGACAAGAAGGAUUCAAUCGUCUGGUCUCAUUUAGCAUUCAUGAAUUCAAGGGCUUAGCUGUUUUGUUUAAAUAUGUUUGUGUGUGCACGUGUGUACUAGGCUGUGUAUUAGGCUUUAAUGAAUUAAUGUGGUUUGUUUUUUAUGACUUUUUUUGUACUGUACAAUGUUACUUCUGUCGCAAUUUUAUCUGCACAUCUUUGUUUGAUUAUUUGAAUUCAGUCAUUAAUACAGAUAUCACCAUUGUAUUUUUCUUCUUUACCUCUGUGAAGGCCAAAAGAGAUUCUCCUUGCAUUUGCAUUCUUUUACAUUUCCUCACCAGGCAUUUUAUUGACUUUUUUGUAUUUCCUUUUUAAAAUAUGUUAGUUUAAUGUUUUCCUCUGUGAGCUGUUCUCAUAAUGGCAGCUGCAGAGUCCGUGCACUGCUAAAGAAUUAGCCAUUCAUUCCCCCCCGCCCCCCCCCCCCCCCCCGCUUACACCAAGACCUGCACAAAAGAGAACUGGAAGGUUUUCUCUGGAAUCACGGACCUGUGGCAUGAAGGAGUCUCCAUGUCAGGAGUAAAAGCCUCCCUUAUCGGACAUCACACCGGCACAUUAUUCCCCUCAAAUCACAAAUGGACAGUUAGUUUACACAGAAGUUGUGUGCGUGUGUGUGUGUGUGAGGGCAGCAUGCAGGUGGAUGUUUGUGUUUCUAUCUGUCAGAGAUUUUGUUUUAGCUGACGGAGGGUGUGGCUUGAUGAUUGACAAAUCAGAACACUCUGAGCUGAUCCACAGGUUGGAGAAAUAAACAGAAAGUUUACAGUCGA